UCUACACAAGAUGGGUUUCACUUUACAUUUCAUUAUACUCUUAAUUGUCAACCGUUUCAUUUAUAAUGUUAUAUGUUUGUAAUUGUCAGCCUUUUUGUUGCCAAACAAGCGUACGUGUGUAGAAGACAAGGGGGCACAGAAAACCAGGGGAAACUACUUUUUGGCCAACAGUUAAGCGGCGGUCUCCAAUGUAAACAUCUGUGAAAACAUCAGCUUGCGUGUAGUCUAGUGAAAUGAGUCACUUUACAGUUGCGCAAAACAAAGCAACGGACCGAAGGCGCCGAGCAGCACGGGACCAAAAAGAAAAAUGGUGAAACAAGUGGUAACAGCAUGUUUUGUUCUUUUCCAUGGCAUUAUUUUUUACUGGGCGUUUAUGACAUCAUGUUCUAAUGUACAAUCAUCUUCAAAAAGCAUACCAACGAUUGCCAGGUAUUUUGGCACCAAAGGUCGGUAUGAGGAGGUUAACACCUACUUAAUCGAUGAUAUUUUCGCCAUAAACGAUUCACUCGUGACGCAACCAUCCUCUAAAUGCAAUGCAGUUCAUCUGACAGCAAUAAUCCGUCAUGGGACAAGAUUGCCGACCAAUAAAAACGUACUAAAGAUGCGUGAUUUCUAUAACCUCGUGCUGCGUAAUGCUUCUGGUAAUGUAAACUAUUUAUCAGAGAUCAAGUCAAAGUGGACGAUGUGGUACACGCAAGACAUGGACGGGCAACUGGUGGACAAAGGCAGACAUGAUCAUAGUUAUUUGGCGCAGAGGUUGAUCAAAUGGUUCCCAUCUUUGCUGUCCGAGGACAAUGUGCGUAACGGAGGCGUGAAACUGAAGACCAGCUCUAAACACAGAUGUGUAAACAGUACCAUAGCUUUUAGGAUGGGACUAAUGCAAGGACUAAAUAUAGAAGUUGAUUUGAACAUCACAAUAAAUGACACUUUGAUGCGUUACUUCGACCAGUGCGAACGGUAUGUGAAAGAAGUGGAGAGUAACAAAAGUGCCUUGGCAGAGAUGAACCGUUUUAAUGAAGGCCCUGAGAUGAAGAGAUCGAUGGAGAAAAUGGCUGACAGACUGGAAGUCCCUUAUGCCAGCAUCACUGAUGAUUCAAUGGAAGCAGCAUUCUACCUCUGUGCUUAUGAAUUCACUAUCAACGGGUUGAACUCACCCUGGUGCCAGCUGUUUGAUGAGUCAGAUGCAGAGGUGAUGGAGUACGUUAAUGACCUUAAACAGUACUGGAAGAGAAGCUACGGACAUGAAAUCAACAGCAAGUCCAGCUGCAUCCUGUUUCAUGACCUCUUCAGUCGCCUUGACCGAAUUGAAGACCAGAUCAACUCAAACAGUUCAGUAUCAGAGGCAGUAAUGGUGCAGGUUGGCCACGCUGAGACUCUGAUUCCCCUCUUCACCCUUUUGGAUCUGUUCAAGGAUGAUACACCUCUCAAGUCAACUAACUUUGCCACCCAACAGAACAGAACCUUUCGAAGUGGCCGUUUUGUGCCAUAUGCUGCCAACCUGUUGGUAGUGAUGUACGAUUGUCCUGAUGGGAUCAGAAUUGGGGUGCGACUCAAUGAAAAAUCUUUGACCUUGCCUGGACUCAGUGAUCCCGUCCCCUUGUAUAAGGAUGUGAAGAAGCGCUAUAAUGCUCUGCUGAGUGGGUGUGACCAAGAUACUGUGUGUAAAAUUUCAUAACAGUAAAACUAGUAAAACUAACUAUAACUUUGAAGACCACCAGCCAGGCCAACAGUGUUGCUGUAUAUAAUUCAGAAGUGGAUAAAACAGCUGCCAAAAAGAUAUAACACUUUGGGUGGUUUUCUGGAGAGAGCUUAAAGGAAUAGUCUACUCAUUUUCAAUAUUAAAAUAUGUUAUUACCUUAACUAAGAAUUGUUGAUACAUCCCUCUAUCAUCUGUGUGCGUGCACGUAAGCGCUGGAGCGCGCUGCGACGCUUCGAUAGCAUUUAGCUUAGCCCCAUUCAUUCAAUGGUACCAUUUAGAGAUAAAGUUAGAAGUGACCAAACACAUCAACGUUUUUCCUAUUUAAGACGAGUAGUUAUACGAGCAAGUUUGGUGGUACAAAAUAAAACGUAGCGCUUUUCUUAGCGGAUUUAAAAGAGGAACUAUAUUUUAUGGCGUAAUAGCACUUCUGGGAGUACUUCGACUCGCCUGAAAAGUCCGCUCCCCUUCUCCCUCUCAUAAUGGGAGAGGGAGGGUGUUACUGCGCCGAGUCGAAGUACUCCCAAAAGUGCUAUUACUCCAUAAAAUGUAGCUCCUCUUUUAAAUCCGCUUAGAAAAGCGCUACGUUUUAUUUUGUACCACCAAACUUGCUCGUAUAACUACUCGUCUUAAAUAGGAAAAACGUUGAUGUGUUUGGUCACUUCUAACUUUAUCUCUAAAUGGUACCAUUGAAUGAAUGGGGCUAAGCUAAAUGCUAUCGAAGCGUCGCAGCGCGCUCCAGCGCUUACGUGCACGCACAGAUGAUAGAGGGAUGUAUCAACAAUUCUUAGUUAAGGUAAUAAAAUAUUUAAAUAUUGAAAAUGAGUAGACUAUUCCUUUAAGUCCCAGAGUAAAAUUCGGUCUUAACUGAAGACAGCUUACAUUGACAUCUCUUAAAUAUAUUAGUGCCAUUGUUUUUGUCUCAAGAUGCACACCAGUAAUGUUUUGUAAAAAAAAAGAUUUUUGUAAUAUUGAAAUGUUAAAGAUUAAUUGAUCUUUGAAAAAUUGCUUUUUUUAUGGGACAAGGUUUAGGUUAUCCAGGACUAUACCUUAUUUAUAUUGGGUCAUUUAAGAAGUUUUUAAAAACAUACCUUACAAAAACACCACAGAUGUGGAUCUUGAGACAAAACAAUGCCACGAUAUAUGUUAUAAUUAGGGAUCGACCGAUAUGGAUUUUUCAGUGCCGAUGCCGAUACCGAUUUUUGUUUCAUCAGCCUUAGCCGAUGACCGAUACAGGCUGCCGAUUUUCUUGAGCCGAUAUUUGGAGCCGAUACUGCUUUUGCUCACUCAAUUUACAUCAUAAAAAUUAUGUAAAAAAAUGGCAUGUUGUUAAAAAGAGAUGUUAUUAGUUUGGACAGUUCUUACAUUCAUUUUAGUCUAGGACUAGUCUAAUCCCUGUCCGGGAAACCGCCCCAUAGAGAUGAGAAAUAAAAACCAGCUUUGUUCAGCUAUGAUCAGCUGUUAGGCCGAGCUUUCGAUGUUGUCAUGGAAAGGUUAAUUGUUUUUAGUCACAUGACCUGCAAUCGCUUGCGGGUUCCAGCACUCUGUCUGUAAAUAAUGGCAGAAAAAAAUCGGCGAACAUGACAGCCACGUAUCGGCCGAUGCCGAUACACAUAAAACUCGCAAAUAUCGGCCCGAUAUAUCGGCUGGCCGAUAUAUCGGUCUAUCACUAGUUAUAAUUAGUAAGGACAAGGGUUUUUUAAAUUGAAGCAGCUCAAACAUGCAUUUUAGUCUGGGACUAGGAUAAGCCUUGUCCGGGAAACCGCCCCUAAAUGUUCACUUCAGUUUUAUGUGCAAUGAUCAUGGGCUGACAAAAAGGGAACAAAAUAACAUUGCAGUAUUAUUAGUUACAAGACUGGUAUAGUCUGCAACUAAAGUUUACUUGAUUUGGAAACUGGCUUUAUAUUUAUUUUGUAAGUUCAGCAAAAAAAGUUUGACCAAAUUCACCUUCACUUGAUUGAUGAUGCCUGUCACCUCAAAAUGCAUUACUGAUGCAGUACAGUAAGUCAUUGUAUUCUUUAAUCAAUCAAUAUAUAUAAUGUUUAUAUAUUCAGACCAAAGAUCUUUGUAACUUUACAAAUAAUAACAAUUGUUUAAUAACUGUAUAAUAACAAUUAUUAGCAUAGCAUAGGCCUUUUUAUUAGCACAUCUGUAAAUCAGCAGAUUAUAUUCGCGUGUGGAUUGUUUUAGAUUUAUCUCAUUAAGCAUGGCUUGACUUACAAGGCAAAUGUACAUUAAAAAAAAUUUGAUCCAGUUAAGUAGGCUUUGGGUUCAGUUAAUGUAUGAUUCCUGCAUAAUUUCCUGGAGUUUUUUUUUUGUACUGCACAUUGUGUACCUCAUUUCUGUCGUAAAUCAUAAACCAGCCAGACAAUAAAGGGAUGCUUUACUGA
Messenger RNA from Misgurnus anguillicaudatus (oriental weatherfish), 4086 nucleotides. It is a transcript of the gene minpp1a, whose product is annotated as multiple inositol-polyphosphate phosphatase 1a. Gene Ontology annotation, molecular function: inositol phosphate phosphatase activity; acid phosphatase activity. Lineage: Eukaryota; Metazoa; Chordata; Actinopteri; Cypriniformes; Cobitidae. The record is from RefSeq and is a predicted model, not a curated record.